Molecule: messenger RNA, 2070 nt
Organism: Puntigrus tetrazona (Sumatra barb)
Lineage: Eukaryota; Metazoa; Chordata; Actinopteri; Cypriniformes; Cyprinidae
Gene: tektl1
Product: coiled-coil domain containing 105
Exons: 8
Coding region: 113-1501 (462 amino acids)
Source: RefSeq, a predicted model, not a curated record
GUGCGCGUCCCCCGAGGAACAGUUGCGUUGGAGACAACCAACACUUUUGAACCCAAACAGUUAUACGGAUUGUUCCACUGAUGGUGAAGUAAAGUAGUUAAGUACCGUGAUCAUGAAGCGUCCGGUCCGGUGCCCUCCUCCUCCGGCUGCGGUCGUGGGUUCUAAAGGCUGGAGGGAUGCCACUGUACGCUCGAUCCUGCGCGCCGAGGACCUUCGGCGUCAAACUCACGCAGACCAGCUGCACUCAUCUUCACGCUACCGCAGCCACAGCGUUGGGACCUUUACCUCCGGACUUCCUCGGUUAACAGAUUAUAGUGUAAACAGCAGCGUCGAUAAGGAGCACAGGGAGAGCGACUCGGAAAAGAAAGAGGAAUUCCGACCUAAAUCCAUUGGAAGUAUGCUCACAUCUGGAAUUAUUAGCGGGCCGUUCCCUCCGCCGGCCCUGCGUGAUCAGAGUGCAGUGGUCAGCACAGGUAUGGCGGGUGAAUAUAUGCGGGGUGUUAGAGAGGUGGAGGGUCACCUGCGCAGGCAAGCAGGCAGGGUCACACAGGAGGGCACCAGGAUGGAGCAUCAGAGAGAACGACUGGAAAAAUUGCUCCGCAGUCUUAGGAGAGCAUUGCUGGUCAAUCAAGAAAGUGCAGAUGGCAGGAAGUUUCGACCGGCCACCACAGAGACAAUACGGGAUGGAGCAGAUGAUCUUCUACGCAAUGAACGAAGAGGCCUGAAUGUACUAAAACAAGAAAUGGAGAGCAUGUUGAAAAAGACUGUGACUCAACAACAGGUUUUGGCUGAGAGCAGCAAGCAGUUGUUGGAUUGUGCCUUUGAGAGAUCCAUAGUAACAGAGCUGCUUCCUCAGCACGGCUCACUCUCAGCGUGUGUGAGAACGUACCCUCCUCCCCUCUCACUGAAACCUGACCCCACUGGACCAUUCACUCCAGAGUGCAAACAGGCUUUGGAUUCUUCAUCAACAGUACUACGUCAAUCUCAGCAGCUCAGAGAAAACAUUUCACAAGCCAUGAGGGAUGUCAUCAGUAAGCAAGCGGAUAUGCACCGUUCAGCCAGCGAGGCCCUGCGGAAGAAAAUUAACGAGACUAUCAACCUAGAGCAACAUUUGACACUGAGCUCAGCUGCGACGAGACAGGCUAUUUACCGCAAACAGAGACAGAUGCAGUGUGCAGGCUACAGUCUUGGCAGAGCAAUGGGCCCAGUCUGCAGUGCUGAUCUUUUUUGCCGUGAGAGACUGAGCAGGCCUAUGACUCAGCUUUAUGGGCGGCAUUCAAGUUUUGGCCUUCCAGAAUCCGAGCUCCUUACACAGGGCAGCACUAUGCUCCGGAAACACCUGGAAUCCUCAGGGAAAGAGAUCGCAGAGCUGCAGGUCACUCAUCAGCAGCUGGAGGAUGAUAAGCAUGGAAAGCGUGCAGCAGCCAGUGUGGACUCUGCUGUGAUCAGGCUGCGGAGAAGACUCGUACGUCCUCAGUCUGUCCGGCCUGCAACCAGUUAAAACUCUACUCUACAUAAAAGAUUGUACCUCACUUGCUGAAGUUUGAAAUCUGGGGUGUUUUUAAUUAUCACACAAAGCUACCAAGUGGUGUUUGCAAAAUAAGAGUAUGGUGAUUCUUUGCAAUUUGAACGAUAUUGGGAAAAUAUACAUUCAAAAUGCAUGAUAGAUGCGUGCGUGUUUAAGAUUGUCAACAAACCGAAUGACACUCCGGCAUUAUUCAAAUACUGGUGGCAGUAUUAGGAAUGAAUUUUAUUUUACUUCUGACUGAUGAUUUCCUGUAUCACCACCAAAGCUUUAAAUAAAGAUUUACAGUACAGCUCUGAUACACGUCACUACCAAGCAGAGUUGGAGUCAUGAUCAAGGUCUUGAGACUACAUUAGCUCGGCCCUGAGUCUCAGACAAGACUGCAGUCCUGUUUUUAGACAACCAAUUAUAGACAACUCUAAAAAGCAAAAAAUAUGCUGUUUUUUCAGUUCUUUAAAAUGGAAUGGUCUUAAAGCAUUUAUCUUGUCUCUAACUCUGCCAGUAAAACAGCAAUUUCUCUUUAACACAAACACUUAACAUAGACA